Molecule: messenger RNA, 5618 nt
Organism: Misgurnus anguillicaudatus (oriental weatherfish)
Lineage: Eukaryota; Metazoa; Chordata; Actinopteri; Cypriniformes; Cobitidae
Source: RefSeq, a predicted model, not a curated record
AUUCAAGGAGACUCUGCUGAAUCCAGAUGUGUGUCUAUGAAAAGUGAUGAAUCUAUGGAUCAACCACUUAAAUUCAGUUCCGGAGAUAUUUCUGCUAAACUGAGGAACAAACUGGAAAGACCAAUGUCAUCUGUUGGGAUGAAGCAGCUGGAUUUUAUUUUCAAGGAGCUUGAGCACAAAAUCAUCUCACUGAUGAAGAAUGAACUUAAGAGGUUCAAGACACUACUAAGCCCAGAUUACCUAGAAAGCCCUGAAAGAGAGGAGGAGGAUGAAAGUCAAAGUCAAGCCAAAAAAGGGGUUCUGAAGAUCACAAUGCACAUCCUGAGGAAGAUGAACCAGAACGACCUCGCUAACACACUACAGAACAAACUGAUCUCAGUAUUCCAACAAAAGCUAAAAUUCAGACUAAAACAGAAAUUUGAGAAAGUAAGUGAAGGAGCAUCAAGUCAAGGAAACUCGACUUUUGUGAAUGAGAUCUACACAGAGCUGUACAUUACAGAGGGAGGGAGUGAAGUACUCAAUAAUGAACAUGAGGUGAGACAGAUUGAGACAACAUCCAGAAGAUCAAAGACACAAGAAACACCAAUCAAAUGUAAUGACAUCUUUAAAGCUUUACCUGGACAAGACAAACACAUCAGAACUGUGCUGACUAAAGGAGUUGCUGGAAUUGGAAAAACCGUCUCUGUACAGAAGUUCAUUCUGGACUGGAGUGAAGGAAAAGCAAAUCAGGAUCUUCACUUCAUAUUUCCACUUCAAUUCAGAGAGCUUAACUUAAUGAAGGACAAGUACAUCAGUUUAAUUGAGCUUGUUUGCCAUGUUUUCCCAGAAAUGAAAGCGAAAACACAUUUUAAUGACUAUAAAGUCAUGUUCAUAUUUGAUGGUCUGGAUGAAUGUCGACUACAUCUGAAUUUCCAAAACAAUCAGAGUUUGUCGGAUAUAAGAGAAAGAGCUUCAGUGGAUGUGCUGUUGACAAACCUCAUCAAGGGGAAUCUGCUUCCUUCUGCUCUGAUCUGGAUAACAUCACGACCAGCAGCAGCCAAUCAGAUUCCGUCUGACUGUGUUGACCAGAUCACAGAUGUACGAGGAUUCAAUGAUCCUCAGAAGGAUGAGUAUUUCAUUAAGAGAAUAAAUGAUAAGAGUUUGGCCAACACAAUUAUCAAACACAUCAAAUCAUCCAGGAGUUUGUACAUCAUGUGUCACAUCCCAGUCUUCUGUUGGAUUACAGCCACUGUUCUAGAGAAGAUGUUGAGUGAAUCAGAGAGUCAAGCAGAGAUCCCCAAAACUCUCACUCAAAUGUUCACAUACUUCCUGAUCUUUCAGACCAAACUGAAGAGUCAGAAGUAUGAUGGGAAAUGUGAGGUAGAUCUUCAACAGGUUAGAAAGAGUCUUCUGUCACUGGGAAAACUGGCUUUUCAACAGCUGGAGAAAGGGAAUCUGAUCUUCUAUGAGGAGGAUCUGAGAGAGUGUGGCAUUGAUGUCAGAGAAGCUUCAGUGUACUCAGGAGUUUGUACUCAGAUCUUCGGAGAGGAGUUUGGACUGAACCUGGGAAAUGUUUACAGCUUUGUGCAUCUCAGCAUUCAGGAAUUUCUUGCAGCCGUAUACAAGUUUCUUUCCCUUGUUCAUAAUAAGGAACAUGAGUCUGUUAAUUAUUUAAAGAGUGAAGUGGACAAGGCCUUACAGAGUGAGAACGGACAUCUGGACCUUUUCCUGCGUUUUCUUCUGGGUCUUACAUUGGGGUCCAAUCAGAUUCUCCUGCAAGGUCUGCUGACAGAGACAAGAAGCAGAUCUCUCACAAAAAAGAAAGUGAAAAAGAAACUUGUCAACUACAUUAAAAUGAAAAUAAAGAAAAAUCACUCUCCAGAAAAAUCCAUUAAUCUGUUUUACUGUCUGAAUGAACUGAAUGAUCAUUCUCUAGUACAGGAGGUCCAAACAUAUGUUAACAAAACAGGUACCAGGCGUCUCUCUGGAGUUAAUCUCUCUCCCUCACAGUGGUCGGCUCUGGCGUUUGUGUUGCUGAACUCAGAAGAGUCACUGGAUGAGUUUAUACUGAAGAAAUUUGAUCCAUCAGAAGAGUGUCUUUUGAGAAUGAUGCCAGUUUUUAAAGAAUAUAGAAAAGUAAACCUUAGUUAUUGUAAUCUCACAAAGAUAAGCUGUUCAGCAAUGGCCUCAGUUCUCAGCUCAAACUCCUCAAGUCUGACAGAGCUAAACCUGAGUUACAAUGAUCUGCAGGAUUCAGGAGUGAAGCUUCUCUCUGAUGGACUGAAGAAUACAAACUGUAAAAUUGAAAUAUUACAGUUGGAAAAUUGCAAUGUUCUAGAUGAAGGUUUUGUUGCUUUGGCUUUAGCUUUGAGAUCAAACCCAUCACACCUGACUGAACUCAAUCUGAGCUAUAAUCAUCCAGGAGAUUCAGGGGUGAAGCUACUAUCUGAUCUCCUGAAGGAUCCACACUGUAAACUGAGGAAACUAGGGCUAAACAACUGCAGUAUUGGAGCUAAUGGUUGUGCUGUUCUGACUUCUGCUCUGAGAUCAAACCCAUCACACCUGACAGAACUCUAUCUGAACUUUAAUAAUCCAGGAGAUUUAGGAGUAAAUACGCUCUCUGAUCUACUUAAAGAUCCACAAUGUAAACUACAGAAACUGCAGAUAGCACAUUGUGGUAUUGAAGAUAAAGGUUUUGUUGCUUUGGCUUUAGCUCUGCAAUCAAACCCAUCACACCUGACAGAACUCAAUCUGAGUGAUAACGAACCAGAAGAUUCAGGACUAAAGCUUGUCUGUGGUCUACUGGAGAAUCCACACUGUAAAUUGCAGAAACUACAGCUGGAAAACUACAAUUUAAGUAUUAACAGUUGUGUUGCUUUGGCUUCAGCUCUAAGAUCAAACCUCUCACACCUGACAGAACUCAAUCUGAGCAGAAAUGAACCAGGAGAUUCAGGAGUGAAACUGAUCUCUGUUCUACUGAAGGAUCCACACUGUAAACUACAUAAACUAGAACUGGCAUGCUGCAAUAUUAGAGAUGAAGGUUUUGUUGCUUUGGCUUCAGCUCUGAGAUCAAACCCAUCAUACCUGACAGAUCUCAAUUUGAACUUUAAUAAACCAGGAGAUUCCGGAGUGAAGAUGCUUUCUGCUCUUCUGAAAGAUCCACAAUGCAAACUUGAAAAACUAGAGCUGGGAAACUGCAGUAUAACAGGGAAAGGUAUUGCUGCGUUGGCUUCAGCUCUAAGAUCAAACCCCUCACAUCUGAGAGAACUCAAUCUGAAUAACAGUACACCAGGAGAUUCAGGAUUAAAGCAGCUUUCAGGUUUCCUGAAACUUUCGCACUGCAAAUUGCAGAAACUACAACUGUCUGACUGCAAUAUUACAUAUAAAGGUUUUGUCACUCUGACUUCAGCUCUGAGAUCAAACCCAUCACACCUGAUAGAACUGAAUCUGAACUUUAAUAAACCAGGAGAUUUAGGAUUGAAGCUGCUCUCUGAUCUACUGAAAGAUCCACAAUAUAAACUACAAAAACUACAUAUUGGGAAUGAGCCCCUCCAAUCAUCUACCAAUUUUACUGGUGAACCCGAGAAGUGUCGUCAGUCAUGAGCAGAAAUAUUUCUUUGCUGCCACCUACUGGACCAAUGGGAUCACUGAACACAACAUACUGUUUGUUUGAUUAUCUGUGCACAUUUUAUAUAUCAUCAGAUCUUCAACAAAAAUCUAUGAAUGCAUAUCUCCUUUCACAUAAAUGUAUUUAUCAUGAAUUUAUUUUAUGCUUGCAUUUAUUUAAUGUAAUAUAGCCAGUGUCACUGUGCAAAAAAGUAUUACACUGACACAUUGUUCCCUUUAACAGCAGUAGCUGCAAACAAAUGCUUAGAGAUUUUGCCCAUGCAUGUAUGAUCUGCUUCUCCUCAGUGACCUUUGCAGGCUUUUGUUUAAUCACUUACAUUUCUUUAACUAUAGGGCAUUUUCCAAAACUUUUUUAUUUAUUAACCAUUCAUUGUCUGGUCUGAUUGGCCAUACAGGUUUCCAUAUUACUAGAUACAACUGUUUUUGGUCAUGGACCUGAGUGAAUGACAGACCUACCAUUAGCUUUAACACUGUUAACUCUUAUUUGCUAUUGAAUGUCUUUGUUAAAGAUUGUUUAUAGUGAUUUUAAAAUGUGUAUUAUGUGUAUAUGUAUAAAUUGUUACAAAUUGUUGAAAAAGUGUGCACUGUUAUUGCUGAGUAACUGAAAAAAUAUGGAAAACAUGCUCUGUAGUUUGAAAACAGCUGGUUGAUAAAAGCAGAAAAAGGUAAAGUUGUAUUAUUAAUUUGAAUUUGAGGACAAUGUUAAAUCAUUUCUGUACAUGGGGCAAAUAAGAUUCACAGCUUAAGCUGCAAUAAUGUAAAAUAUGUGAAAAGUUUUUUUAAUAAAAUGUAAAAAUACGUUAUUGACCUCUUAAAAGAUAUGCAGGUUUAUAAUAAACACUUCUGUUUCUAUCUGGUUAUGUAGAAAUGGGUUUAAGGGUUCAUUUUCAGUUCAAGUGCUUAAGGAAGCUGCAGACUGAACGAGCUUUUAAACUGCUUGACUCACAACUGUGCAUGUAGACAACUUAACACACUUACCAAUACUGUACCAUUGAAACAACAAUGAUCUGAUACAUGACUUAACAAAUGAUCAUAGAGGUGGACUUUCCCAUUUACACCUUGAUAUUAUCAUGACAAAAACAAUUCUGUGGUUCUGAUAGGCAACAAUUUGCAGUCAGUUGUUUUUAACAGGUGUAAAUCGUUGUUUAUCAAAACAAUGUAGUAAACUUAUAUGGCUGAAGCUAUACAAACAUGUGUUGUGUGUAUUUUCACAAUACAGAUAAGUCCUUAUGUGUCACAUAUUGUAAUUACAAAAGCAAUAACAGGCUGGUAAAGCUGUUAUCAAGCUCUGAUAUGCAGCCACAUACAGACAUGACCUAAAGCCACAUGAGGUAAUUGAAUUAUUUACAAAAAAACUGUAGUUUAUUGUAAACAAAGUAAAAUACAAAUAAUGUCAAUAAUGAAUGUAACAAAUAUCUGUGUUUUAUAAAACAGUGUUCUGCUUUGUUAGCACUGCCCUUGCAUAACAAUGAGCUGUUUGUUUUGUCUGGGUUUUGUGCUGUAGUGAGGGUGUGAUGUUUUUCCUGGACAUGUUCUAGAUGCCCCACAAAGCCACAUAGAUGUCCCCUUUACAAAACACUAGUGCCAUGUCUGGCCUCAGGGAAAAUAACAAAAAUAUGAAUAUAGCUUGAUUCCAUGAAAAUAAUGUUUAAAACCUUUUAUUGAGGAAAUAUUUCCUUAAACUUGUUAUCAGGUUUAGUUAAACUGUAUUGUAAUCUUCAACUGUAAGUAAGAGGAAGUUGAAUUAACCACAGAAAAGCUGUAUCCGUUCUGACAGCAGGCCGACAGCUUACAGAAGUAAGCAGAUUAGCCUUUAUUUUCUUGUUUUCUGUAUUUGGACACACCAGACGCACUUCUACACACAGAGCCUCACCUGACUCAUGAUCUGUGUGCCUUUACUCUUACUGGAUUAUCAUUAUAGCAGCAGUGAACGUCACACAUUCAUCCUCCACCCUCUGUGACCGAAAGGGUGUGGACACAUCAGACAUUCCUUGACUACAUGGCAGAUUUCU